Messenger RNA from Eurytemora carolleeae, 771 nucleotides. RefSeq names its product ribosome-binding protein 1-like. The transcript has a single exon. The annotation marks the transcript as partial. Lineage: Eukaryota; Metazoa; Arthropoda; Copepoda; Calanoida; Temoridae. The record is from RefSeq and is a predicted model, not a curated record.
AUUUGUGAUGGUUCCUCUACAGUAGAAGCCCCUGGUGAUGGUUCCUCAACAGUAGGAGCCCCUGGUGCAGGUUACUCUACAUAUGGAGCCCCUGGUGAUGGUUUACCUACAGUAGGAGCCCCUGGUGCAGGUUCCUCUACAUAUGGAGCCCCUGGUGAUGGUUUCUCUACAGUAGGAGCCCCUGGUGAUGGUUCCUUUACAGUAGGUGCCCCUGGUGAUGGUUACUCUACAGCAGGAGCCCCUGGUGAUGGUUUCUCUACAGUUGGAGCCCCUGGUGCAAGUUCCUCUACAUAUGGAGCCCCUGAUGGUUUCUCUACAGUUGGAGCCCCUGGUGCAGGUUCAUCUACAUAUGGAGCCCCUGGUGAAGGUCCUUCCGUUGUAGGAGACCCUAUUAUUGCAGGUUCCCUAAUUCGAGGAGUACUAUCUAGUGCUUCUUACACAGAAACUUUCCCAUCCUGUGAUGUGAGCUUCCCGAGGGAAUCUCUAAUCCCCCAGUUGAAUGGAUCAGAUCCCUCCCCAAAGUCCAACCUCAUCUUUCAUGGAUCCAACAAAUCUACCACUGAAUCUAACCUAGCACCCUCCUCCAGUUCCUACAGUAUGUUUGGAUAUUGUACUUCUGACAUGUGUAAUCUUGGCCUAAAAAGAACAAGAGCAAAAGUGGGGGAUUUCUAUGCCUGCUUUGUCUCAAAAGAUUCCAGCACAAAAGGAUGUGAUUUGGUUCAUGCACAUUCGAGAACUGAUCUUUGUUUAAUAGACAGUGAAAAUAUAUAA